Lates calcarifer (barramundi perch) is the source of this 1995-nucleotide messenger RNA. RefSeq lists its product as uncharacterized. The annotation marks the transcript as partial. Lineage: Eukaryota; Metazoa; Chordata; Actinopteri; Centropomidae. The transcript is spliced from 2 exons. The record is from RefSeq and is a predicted model, not a curated record.
GCAGAGUUAACAGCAGUAGCACUUGACAAAGAUUUCCUCUCCAUUGCGCUAGUUUGUUAUUAUGUUAGAAAAUGUAGCUCAUUGAUUGAUAUGCUUUUAUUUCUUUUUCUCUGUCUUUAUUCUUAGCUCAGGGCCAUGUCUGUCUGGUUUGGUGGUAGCUCCAGACACAUCACCACGCUAAGGGGAGACUGAGAAGAGGAAACCGGGCACUUUGGGAUCUGAGCCAGUGACCUGUAGGAAGAGAGAAGCAGAGUAAAGGCUUGAUUAAAAUGGGGUUGCAGAUCUUCAUACCUGCUGACUGUGUGUCUGAUUUCCACUCACUCAGCGCACAGCCAUGCCAGAUGUAAAAUCUCCACCACCAUGUGAGUACCCCUCCACCUCCUCUACCACAGCUUCUGCCAGCUCUCCUCUCGACUUUGUCAUAGGCAUGGAGCCCUGCAUCACCAACCUCCCCCUGUCCCCUGACCCCCUGUCCUCCUUCCCCCAACACAGACCCAGUGUUCCUCAGUGCCCGGGCCUCCAGGGGCCUCCCUUCCCUCUAAUGGCCAGGUGCAACAGCAGCACCCUGCUCACUAACCUAGGGCUGAGGUACUGCUCUAGCAGGCAGGGCCCUCUGGAGAUGGGAACAGGUCAGGGGAUGGCCCCAGGCUCCUGCAUCCACACAGGAUGCAAUGGCAGCAGGCCUUACAGGAGUAUGGAGAACCUGAACUGGAACGUUGUGGCAGAUUCUGGCCUGUGUGCAUUCAGUGCUGCCCCCUACAGGAGUGUAGACAGUGAGUUUAUUUUACGCUAUACAUCCACUAGCCACUGGUAUGAUGGGUCCCCUGAUGGAUCUGUGGUGGGGGCCCAUGGACUGGUACCCACCUCAGAGAGCCUUGCAUUUCACCCUCAACAUGGGCUACCCAGGAAGGACCUACGGCUUUUCCCUCAGUUGCUGUUUCCAGGUGGCGUCAAUGAAUGGGAUGCGAGGAAAGGCCUUAGGGAAAAACUCCGCCUCCAGAGUGCGAGGUCAGCAGUUGAGUCUCUGAAGCCCCUCCCAUUGCGGCCUCAGGUGACCUCAAGUGCUGCACACAUUGAAAGGGAGGGUGUGUAUCACAUGAAUUCAACAGUUCCUGGUUCUAAUCCGCUGUGCACAAUGCGCGUCACCAGCCCUGAGGAGCUCAAGCAGGAGGUCUUGAGGCGCUUACAGCUCCGGCGGCAGAACAGCAGCCCAAACCUUGCUCUCUACAGCUCCCCAUCAACCCCAAAAGUGGUUAAAACAUCCUACACAACAGAUAACAUUGCAGGUAACAAAAACGGAUCAGAUCCUGCAUCUGGGUGCCGCAGACCUCCUGUGGGACGCCUACAUAUCCCUACAUUUGAAGAGUUUAAGAGGAUGAAGCAGAAGGAGGGGGAGCAGAGCAAAAAGUCCACAGCAGGUUCUGGAAAACUUGAGGACAACUUGCAGGGUGCAGGAGCAUCAGAUGGUGAGAUAGCUUCUUCUGACCAGACUGUCUCUCAGUCAGGUUGCUGUAGUGGAAACAGAGAGCAGAGAGGAGAUUGUGAGGAGGUGGAGGGAGACAAGAGCACAGAUGAAAGGACACCCAGCAGUGAUGAAGGCCUGCAGACCAUCACCUCCUCAGAGAGGCUUCCUUCUAACACUAUGAACAGUAGCAGCACUGCAGAUCCAACCUCGUCCUCCACCUCCAAUAGCAGCACCUACUCUCCCAUUCGCACAGGCCCCUCUCCACGUUCACCCCUGCAGCCCCUGGCCAGCACAGCCAAGGAGAAGUCCCCAGGUGCAGGGGUAGAUGAUGUGAGCUGCAGGCGUAGGAGGAGCAAUCUGGAACCAGCUGGGUCGGUUCCUUUCCUGCCCAGCAGGGAGAACUGGGAACGACCAUCCAGUUGCUGCCCAGCACUCCUUCCGGAGGGGACGGACCUGUCCAGCUAUGGAGCCAAGAUCUAUAAGAUGAAGGAUGGCCUCAUUGGCUCUGCACUGGACCUCAUCAAGAAGAG